AUGAACCGCCUCUUCGGCGCAGCCCCCAAGGGCCCAAAACCAACCCUAAACAGCGCAAUCACAAACAUCGACGACCGCAUCUCCUCAAUCGACGUGAAGCUCUCCGCCCUCACCGCAGAACUAAACACCUACCAACAAAAACUCUCCAAAAUGCGCGACGGCCCCGGCAAAAACGCGAUAAAGCAAAAGGCGCUAAAGGUCCUCCAGCGCCGCAAAAUGUACGAGUCCCAGCGCGACCAGCUCCAGUCCCAGGUCUGGAACAUGGAGCAGGCGCAGACGAUGCAGGAUAACCUGAAAAAUACCAUGGCCACCGUCGACGCGCUCAAGACGACCAAUAAAGAACUCAAGAAGCAGUACGGGAAGGUGGAUAUCGACAAGAUUGAAAGGUUGCAGGAUGAGAUGGCGGAUUUGAUGGAUAUUGGAAAUGAUAUCCAGGAGAGUCUGGCGAGGUCGUAUGAUGUGCCCGAGGACGUGGACGAGGCGGAGCUGGACGCCGAGUUGGAGGCGUUGGGGAUGGAGGCUGAGUUGGAGCCCGAGAUGGGCGCUAUGCCGAGUUUCUUGCAGGAGGAGUUGCCCGAGUUUGUGGAUGAGGAGCCGGCCAAGGAGGGUGCCAAGCUCAAGGAGGCUGCUGGCUAA
Molecule: messenger RNA, 636 nt
Organism: Colletotrichum abscissum
Lineage: Eukaryota; Fungi; Ascomycota; Sordariomycetes; Glomerellales; Glomerellaceae
Product: Snf7 family protein
Exons: 1
Coding region: 1-636 (211 amino acids)
Biological process (GO): late endosome to vacuole transport via multivesicular body sorting pathway; vesicle budding from membrane
Cellular component (GO): multivesicular body
Source: RefSeq, a predicted model, not a curated record